Mesitornis unicolor (brown roatelo) is the source of this 1463-nucleotide messenger RNA. It is a transcript of the gene ATL2, whose product is annotated as atlastin GTPase 2. The transcript has 11 exons. Gene Ontology annotation, molecular function: GTP binding; GTPase activity. Gene Ontology annotation, biological process: endoplasmic reticulum organization; protein homooligomerization. The record is from RefSeq and is a predicted model, not a curated record. NCBI's taxonomy places the organism in Eukaryota, Metazoa, Chordata, Aves, Mesitornithiformes, Mesitornithidae. The annotation marks the transcript as partial.
ACUUCUCCUUGCUGGAUAGGUGGAAAUACUGAACCCUUGACUGGGUUCACAUGGAGAGGUGGAUGUGAACGGGAAACCACUGGCAUUCAGAUUUGGAGUGAAGUGUUUGUAAUUGAUAAACCCAAUGGGACAAAGGUUGCUGUACUACUCAUGGAUACCCAAGGUGCCUUUGAUAGCCAAUCCACUAUCAAAGACUGUGCAACGGUUUUUGCUCUGAGCACCAUGACGAGUUCUGUCCAGGUAUACAACUUGUCCCAGAAUAUUCAGGAAGAUGACCUUCAACAUUUGCAGUUGUUUACAGAAUAUGGAAGACUAGCUAUGGAAGAAAUUUACCAAAAGCCGUUUCAGACGCUAAUGUUCUUAAUUAGAGAUUGGAGUUAUCCUUAUGAGCAUGCAUAUGGCUUGGAAGGAGGAAGAAAGUUCCUAGAGAAAAGAUUACAGGUAAAGCAAAACCAACAUGAAGAGCUACAGAAUGUAAGGAAGCAUAUUCACUCCUGUUUCAGUAAUCUUGGCUGUUUCCUGUUGCCCCACCCUGGUCUUAAAGUUGCAACAAAUCCAAAUUUUGAUGGGAGGUUGAAUGAUAUAGAUGAGGAUUUUAAGAAAGAACUGAGGAAUUUGGUACCAUUACUGCUUGCCCCUGAAAACUUGGUAGAAAAAGAGAUUAGUGGAUCCAAGGUGACCUGUAGAGAUCUUGUAGAAUACUUCAAGGCUUAUAUUAAAAUCUAUCAAGGAGAGGAGCUACCUCAUCCAAAAUCUAUGCUGCAGGCAACAGCCGAGGCGAACAAUCUUGCUGCUGUGGCAGGAGCGAAAGACUUGUACAGUAAAGGCAUGGAGCAGAUUUGUGGGGGAGAUAAGCCUUACAUUGCCCCAUCGGACCUUGAGCGGAAGCACCAGGAUUUCCGAGAGUUGGCUGUCAGGCAGUUCCGCUCAGUGAAGAAGAUGGGCGGGGAGGAAUUCUGCCGGCGCUACCAGGAACAGCUUGAAAUGGAAAUCGAUGAGAUCUAUGCAAACUUUGUGAAGCACAACGAUGGCAAAAACAUCUUUUAUGCUGCUCGUACCCCUGCCACUCUAUUUGCAGUCAUGUUUGCCAUGUAUAUAACCUCAGGACUGACUGGGUUCCUUGGUAUGAACUCCAUAGCUACCCUGUGUAAUCUCGUGCUGGGGAUGGCUCUUAUAUCGUUUUGUACUUGGGCAUACGUUAAGUACUCUGGGGAAUUCAGAGAAGUUGGAACAGCCAUUGAUCAGAUUGCUGAAGCUAUAUGGGAACAGGUGUUGAAGCCCAUGAGUGAUAAUUUGAUGGAGGAUCAUAUGAGGCAGUCUGUAAAAAACUCUAUCAAAGCAGGCCUGACCGAGCAGGUGUCUCACCAUGCCAGACUAAAGACAGACUGACAGUUCAUCUCCUCUUCAACUCUACCCUCUCAUCCUAGACAUGCUUGCUGUACCAUGAGAACUCAAUAAUAAAA